Messenger RNA from Colossoma macropomum (tambaqui), 3499 nucleotides. RefSeq names its product RAB11a, member RAS oncogene family, like (gene rab11al). Gene Ontology annotation, cellular component: axon; postsynaptic recycling endosome; transport vesicle. Gene Ontology annotation, biological process: neurotransmitter receptor transport, endosome to postsynaptic membrane; melanosome transport; exocytosis. The coding region runs from base 369 to 1019 and encodes 216 amino acids. The record is from RefSeq and is a predicted model, not a curated record. NCBI's taxonomy places the organism in Eukaryota, Metazoa, Chordata, Actinopteri, Characiformes, Serrasalmidae. The transcript has 5 exons. Gene Ontology annotation, molecular function: GTP binding; GTPase activity.
ACGUCGCUAGGAGCUACAUACGAGGACCGAAAGUUUUGGUGACGCAGGCAGGCGAGCUCCUCAGCGAAACGGCGACGUUUUCGCUUUAAAAUCGGGGUUAAAAUUCAAAUUUAUCACAUGUUUACUUCACUGAACGUUUUUUGACAGAUAAUUUUAAGCGGUAUGCGCUUUUUUUGCCCCCCCCCGGCAAACUAACGAGCUGCUGUCUUCUCUUCAUGACAACUUUCUCUGACGUGAACGGUAGUUAGCCGAAAGCUAAGUUACUUGUUCGACCGCAGUGUCAACUCUGUAAAACUCUUCAGAGGAAAAGCGUUUUGCUCGUUGUUUCUACAGGAUUUAACUUGCCUAAUCGAUACAGGACUGAAGCAAUGACGGGUAGAGAAGAAGAGUAUGACUAUCUCUUCAAAGUGGUGCUGAUUGGAGACUCCGGUGUCGGGAAGAGCAACCUGCUGUCCCGUUUCACGCGCAACGAGUUCAACCUGGAGAGCAAGAGCACCAUUGGCGUGGAGUUCGCCACGCGCAGCAUCCUGGUGGAGGGCAAGACCAUCAAAGCUCAGAUUUGGGACACAGCAGGCCAAGAGAGAUAUCGAGCCAUCACCUCAGCAUACUACCGUGGUGCUGUGGGUGCUCUCCUGGUGUAUGACAUCGCGAAGCAUUUGACGUAUGAAAACGCGGAGCGUUGGCUAAAGGAGCUGCAGGACCAUGCCGACAGCAACAUUGUCAUCAUGCUGGUGGGCAAUAAAAGUGACCUGCGGCACCUGAGGGCUGUGCCUACGGAUGAGGCCAAGGCAUUCGCAGAGAAGCAUGGGCUUUCUUUUCUCGAGACUUCCGCUUUGGACUCCUCUAAUGUAGAGCUUGCCUUCCAGACCAUUCUCACAGCAAUCUAUCGCAUUGUUUCUCAGAGGCAAAUCUCAGGGCGUGGUGAUGCCGAUUUCUCGCCCAACUCCAACGUAGUGCCCAUCACAGUGCAGCCCACUCAGAGCUCUGCCAAGCAAACCGUCUGCUGCCAGAACAACUGAGCAGCCACCACAGCACUACAGGAUCAUGGGAAAAACCGACAUCAGGCUGGCCAUGGGCUGCGAGACAGGCCUUGUGCAUGUCCAGCUCUGCUUAGUUUGUGGUGUCACUUACUAUGCAGCCUGUCGUUAUCAAAUGUAACACGCUUUAUCGGUUAUGCCCUGAUUCAUAAGCUUUAAUAUAGAAAAAGAAGAGAGAGGAUCAUUUUUUAUUUACAUAGACUGGACUGGACUGAUAAAUUGUUCUUUAUAUUUUCUCACUAGUUAGAGAUGGUACUGGGAGACCACAUUUUUAUGCACUUUUGUCGAAAGAAGACAAACUAGUUACGAACAGAAUGCUGGAAGAACUUUAUCACUGAAUAGCGUGUAGAAUGUACAGCGGUAGUCAAGAAUCGUGUGUUAAAUAUUUUUAGAUGGAAGGAGGGUGCUACAGUGAAAUUCUGUGCUUUUAUUAACCACUACACGUUGAGUCUAACUUCUAAUGCAACCUUGAACAAGGGAAACAAGCUCAUCUCAGUAUGUCUCAUACUGUCUAUUCAUAAGGCUGGCUCAAGGAGUGAAGCAACCUCUGAGAUUAUAUUGUUGAGAUUAAAUCCUGAGAGGCUGUAGACGUUUUCUCAUGGUGGUGUUAAUUUGUUAUUCUGCCUAUAUUAAGUUUUUUAUUUAUGGGUUCAUUAAUUGCAUGUCAUUAAUUGAGAGUGAAUCUAUUCACCUCCUUUAAGUGGCAUUCUGUAUUUGGGGCACCCAGAGUAAAAAGUAAAGCAGCUUACUCUGAUGAGGACCUGAAAGUGUCUAUGUCAUUAAGUUAUUUGACCAUUUUAAAAGCAGCAGUGAUCAAUGCUUUUCUGCUUGUAUGUCUGUUUUUGUUUUUGCUGAGCUUCGAAUGCAUGCCUAGUUUCUGUGGUCAAACUGAAAACAUGAGCACAUCUAGCUUUUUGAACAGUUUAGUUGAGGAAAUAGAGAUCAGUGGUUGUUGCAUAGGUGACUUUUCUGGGUGUUGUCCUUUUGGUAAUAGUGAUGUAACAAUUUUUUUUCUGCAGCUAGAAAACAGAGAGGCAGGGAUUAGACCAAGGCAGGAAGCAGCCCCUCUCAGGCUGGAGGCUCAUCCUCUAGGUGGAUGUAUUAUGUUGCAGGAUUGAGCAACAGUGGCGCUCGGAGCUGCUCGCUGAGGAGUUUCUGAUGUACUGGAAGGGGCUUGUCUUACUGUAAGUGAAAUCCUCAUUGCCCACCACUAUUAUCUGCCAUAUGUAACCUGAAGAGAGCCAUACCCUCCGGGAUCUCUGUUAAUUGUGUCCCAUCUUUCUCUCUUUCUCCUGCCCUCCCUCCUUCUCUCUCUAGUUGUAGUUGUGGCCAUAGCUAGGUGGUGUGGUGAAAGGGAUGCAGGGCUGAAUUUGUAGGUCAGGCUAGGAAAAAGAAAAGGCAAUGUGGUAAAAAUCAUUUAACUGUACUGGACCUACUGUAGCAUUCUAAUGAAAUACUUAGCAUUUCUCAACCUGAUGUCUGUCUGCUCCAUGUAUAAGAUCUUUUGUGACAUAAUUAUUAUAUUACCUAAUAAUUUGAAUGCAUUUCCUUGUAUGUAAAAAAGAACAGAAAACCUGUUGACUUGAAACAGUUACAAAAGAAGCCAGUGAGCAGGUGCUGAAACAGCUUAUUAUAAGUGUUUUUUGAGUGAAUGGAUUUUCUAUUCUUUUGUCUAAUCACAGGGACACGUGUUGAACUUAUUUUCUCUGUGGUAACUGACCUAAUGCUACAAAUGCGACGGAGAGAUUAGGUUGAAAAUGCUGAAGUUUUCUUUAAAGACAAAGAAGCAGACUCAGCUUUAUAAUUUACACAUAAGAUUACGUGACAGCAGAAACUUGAGUUCUUUAGCAGUGACCAUUGAUUAUUGCUGGUUUUAGAGCCACCUGCGUAUCCCCAUCAUGCACAAUGACUAAUGAAUUUCUUGUUUAAAUUAAGAUUUGUAGUCAAAACAACUAAACUGAGGCUGAUGUUUGUCCUGUUACAGUACUGUUUGUGCUAAUUUCUGCAUCUAAGACUAGGUGUGGUUAUACUUCAUCUGCAUUUAGAAAUUCUUGUUUGAGUCUAUAUUCUUAAGUAGGAUUCAACAGUACCUUUCACCCAAUAAUAGUUUCAGUUAAAAGGGCAAUAAACUUUUUUUUUCCAAAACACUACUGGAAAACUAAGUACUACUAAGACAUGGUGAUGUGAAAUUAAGGCUCACAGCAGUCUAUAAGCUGGGGAAAAUGCCAUUCUUUCCAGUGGUAUUCAGCAGAAAUAUGCACCUUACAUCUUGCUCCGGUCUCAUAACUAGACAUGUGGCCAACCAUGUGACCCUGCAUUGUAAUGUAACCUACAACUGAAAUGAGAAAAAUGUGACUUGCUGUUCCUUUAGCAUUAGUGGCAUUCACACUGUUUGGGAUUGAAGAAGGUUUUUUAUGGUCUGUAUAUUUGAAUAUAAUAUGAAUAAAAUGUAUUUGCUUUUA